Molecule: messenger RNA, 3106 nt
Organism: Brachypodium distachyon (stiff brome)
Lineage: Eukaryota; Viridiplantae; Streptophyta; Magnoliopsida; Poales; Poaceae
Product: filament-like plant protein 3
Exons: 6
Coding region: 485-2896 (803 amino acids)
Source: RefSeq, a predicted model, not a curated record
AAUGUGGUUAAUAAUUUCCUCGGUGGCUAGUAGUAGUUCUUGCGAACUCGUGAGCACGACUAACCAACGCGAUCAACCCCCAACGAAGCCUCCAUUCGACUCGAAAGUCGAAACGGGACACCCAACACGAUUACACGAUCAAACACCUUCCUUCCUUUCUUCACUAAACAAAUCCCAAUCUGUACGUACGCUCAGUCCAGCUCGCGGCACUUAAAUAGGAUAGGGCCCAGGUAGCACCGUAGCAGCGGAGAAUCUUGGACGCGAAUUGUUUUGCAGUCCAGACAUCCCUCCAUAGCCCCGCGCGCCCGUCGUCUGGACAAGCAGAAAGGGAGGCGCGCGGUUCUUGCGGCUCGGUUCCUGGCUCUUGCCGUUGGGUUGGGAGGUGUCUAGUGUUGAUCGUCGACUCUUCUUCAGUGCAUUCCUGAACAGGGACGCAGAAGCACGGCACCAAAUUGAAUGGUGUAGAGAGCUCCAGCCUCCAGGGAUGGAUCGCCGGAGCUGGCCAUGGCGCCGGAAGUCGAUCUCGGAGAAGACCCUCGCCCCAGCCGAGACCGACAGCUCUGCCUCCUGCCCAUCCGAGAGUUUUACUGAUGAACAGGAUACCCUGAAGAGUUCCCCAAAAUCCACUGCGUCACCGGAGAUCGCAUCGAAGGAGGUGCAGGACAAAAGCAAUGCGAAAGUUAGGGUGCUGAGUGAGAGGUUGUCGUCGGCGGUGUUGGACAUACGAGCGAAAGAUGACCUCGUGAAGCAGCAUUCUAAAGUUGCAGAGGAAGCUGUUCUAGGAUGGGAGAAGGCCGAAACAGAGAUGGCAUCACUGAAAAGCCAGCUGAAUGCCGCAGCUGCCAAGAACUCCACGCUGGAGGACAGGAUCGUCCACCUGGACGGCGCGCUCAAGGAAUGCGUCCGGCAACUCCGGCGCUCCAACGAGGAGCAUGACAGGAAGGUCCAGGCUGCACUGGCACUGCAAGCUCGGCAAUGGGACUCCAAGAAGACCGAUCUCGAGCUGCGGAUCGUCGAGCUGAAGGCGAAGCUGGAAGCCAAGUCCGAGCGCUCGGUGACCACUGACAGUGACGCCAGCUCGCGGCUGGCCUCUCUGGAGAAAGAGAACUCGGCUCUCAAGGUGCAGCUGCUCGCCAAGACGGAGGAGCUGGGUCUCAGGACCAUCGAGAAGGAGCUGAACCGGAGGGCGGCAGAGACGGCGAGCAAGCAGCAGCUCGAGAGCAUCAGGGAGACGGCCAAGCUCGAAGCCGAGUGCAGAAGGCUGCAGGCCACUGCACGGCGGCCAUCCUUCAGCAGCAGUGACCUCUGGCGAGCUCCGAGCUCCGUCUGCGCCGAGUUGGUGACGGACUGUCAGUCAGACUGUUCCGACUCGUGGGCAUCGGCUCUGAUGGGCAACCUCGACCGUUGCAAGAGCGAGAAGAACAGCACUACGAGGAGCGCAAGCGCCGACAUUGGCAUGAUGGACGACUUCCUUGAGAUGGAGAAGCUCGCGUCGGCGAACAGCAGCGCCUCGACAGCCGAGUCCACCGGUGGUCAGCUGGAGAAGCUCGAGGAGAAAGCGAAGAAACUGGCGGCGGAGAAGGCCGACAGGGAGAAGGCAUUGCACGAAGCCCAGCGCGAGCUGCGGGCUUGCCGCCACCGAGCAAUGGUGGCAGAGGAGAGAUCGGUCGAGCUGCAGAGGCAGCUGAACCUCGUCAAUGGCGAGAAGCACACCAUGGAGGCCAAAGUGGAAGCCGCCGAGACGAAGCAGAAGGAGCUGAAGGCGAGACUCGAGCUGGCCCAUGACGAGAUCGCGGGCCUGCUAGACAAGGCCCGCGUCCUGGAGGAGCGGCUCGAGUCCGAGAAGGCGCUGACGCUGGAGCUCGCGGCCAAGUAUCAGCAGAUGGACGCACUGGAGUCGGAGAAGAAAGAGCUGCAAGUUCAGCUGGAGGAAGCACGGUCUGACGGCAGAAAGCUCAGUGAUAAAGCCACCUCGUUAGAGAGGAGGCUGGAGGAGGAGAAGGCCUUCUUGGUGCGGAUCACGGAGAGAUGCCGCGGCGUCGAGGCUCUUGAGGAAAAGAUAAAGGGUGCAGAGAUUGAGCUGGAGCUGGCAGGACAGGAAAUUGUUUCGUUCCAGAAGAAGGCGAGUGGCCUGGAGAUGAAACUUCAGCAAGAGAAGGCGUCUUCUGCUGAACUCGCAAAGCGUUGCUGCGAUCUAGAGGCACUGGAUGCGGAGAGAAAUGAGCUCAAAUCUCAACUCCAGUUUGCAAAUUCAGAAAUCCUUGCCCUGACAGAGAAGGUUAAAUUGCUCGAAGAAACUGCUGAGAAACAAAUGCUGUUGAAAGCAGAGCUGGAAUCUCAGCUCAAGUCGGUGCAAGCUGAACUCAAUAACCUGAAUGAGAAUGUCAGCCUAGUAGAGAAGAAGCUGGAAACCCAGAAGAACCUGUCAUCAGCUUACAUAACUGCACUGGAUGCUUCUGAAGCUCAGAAGAACAAAAUGGCGAACCAGCUUGAGAUCAAAGAGAAAGAAGCUGAAGAAUCCCACAGAAAGAUCGGUUUGCUCGAGGAAGAAAUUCGCAAAGAAAGAGCACAAUCAUCGGAAUCAGCGGCGAAAUGUCGGAAUUUGAAAGAAGAGUUCCCCAGCAGAGCUCCUGGCCAUCAAGCAGUGGAAGUGAAACCUAAAGACCUCCACUUCACAAAGGAGAAAGAGCUAGCUCGCGCUGCAGGUAAACUGGCGGACUGCCAGAAGACAAUAGCUUCGUUGAGCAGGCAAUUGAAAACUUUAACCGACUUUGAUAAACUCAUCCUCGGAAUCGAGAACGAUGGCAGCGCCUUAGCUGAAAGCUUGGAUGGCAAUUUGAAGCUGUUUGAUUCAGGGAGUUAUCCAGCACAAAUGGGCUGUUUGGCAGUCACCUGAUUGUUGUAGAUUUGGCUGUCACAUUACUCCACUUGUUAUCAUGAGAAGACGAUUGCUAGAAUUUUCCUCUGUUCCGAUAUAGAGAUAAGUUAAAAGUUAUAUGGAGAGAUGAAGUUAUAACCGAAGGGAACUCCUAUGUAAAAAAUAAUUUUAGUCCUCUUGUCCCAUGGAUUUAUUUAAACGGAUCGCCUCUUAUCUUUCAUGUUCGCC